AAUUCACAGUCAGUCUUGUGAAUCCCCCAUAACUAAAUUGAAUUUAAUCCAUGAACCGAGUGCGGUAUGCGCGCAUCAAAUUUCUCUUGAGUGGUUAGAAGUAAAAUUGCAAAACUUAAAAUGGCUUCUAUAUUAAAUGUAUCCUGCCCCGUAUGCAAAGAAGUUUUCAAAAAUUCUGAUACCAUAUAUUCAACAAGUUGCGGCCACAUUUUUCAUUUUACUUGUUUAAAUGAUUGGAAAAGUCGAUCAACAUUUUGUCCGCAAUGUCGUGGCUCUAAUCCCACUUCUCACAGACUAUUUUUGAACUUUGACGAAAAUAGGUGUCCAUCGUUGGAAAAUGAACUUCAUGCCACCAAGAAUAAAGUCUUGGAUUUAACUAAAAAUAUUGAAAAGAAGAACAUCAUGUAUCAGGAGCUUCGACGUAUAGAAGAAAAAAAUCGUAGAAUUUUUGAGAAAAGGAUACAAAAUCAAUCGGAGGUAAUUCAAAAAUUGGAAACGGAAAAUGUCACCAAAGAAAAUGCCAUAAAAGUAUUGUCGGAAGAAAAAAACGAACUUCAGGCCCAAUUGGAAAGCGUUUUAAAUCAAACAGAAAAUAAUGGCAGCAUAUUGGAGCAAAACGAAAGUUUGAAGGCUGAAAAUACCAGUCAAGAAAAUGCUACAAAACUAUUGUCGGAAGAAAAAGCUGAACAUCGGCCCGGCUUGGAAUCCACUGAAGAACAAGAAACUGAAAAUAUAACAAACAACAACGGCAACAUUUUGGAGAACAAAAUACAAGAUCUGUUGGAACUAAACAAACGUCUGAAGGCUAAAACUACUAGCCAAGAAAAUGCUUUAAAUGCAUUGUCUAAAGAAAACACUGACCUUCAGUCUCAGUUGGAAUCUCUUGCAAAUGGUUCAUCGCAAUGGUUCAUAUUGCAAGAAAAGAACAAAGUGCUGGAGCAGAAACUAAAACUCAUAUCUUUAGAACUGGAGAAGGAAAUAUCGAAAAAUAUCCAACUUACAAUGGAUAAAAUGAAAGCGCAAUGUAAUGCCGAAAGCAAGCAGCGGAGAGCAUCGACAGCGAAAAAGAGCAAAAACAAUAAGUCAAAGCCUAUAAAUCUUGAUCCAGCAAGAGCUUUGGUAAUUAAAAACUACACACCUACUGGCGGAGUUGUUUCCCUGGAAAAUGAAAUAAUUUUCAUUGCUGCCUCUAUGGACUUCUUCUUACAUAAAAACGAAAUAACCAAGAAUUUCUACAAAAAUAUGCAAUUGUUUGUUGAGUUCAAAUCGAUGGAGACAAAGUCUACGCUUAUGCGUAGACAAGAUAAAUUGAAAACAAAUGCCCUGACAAAAGAUCUUAUUCUAGAAGAAUAUACUUGUGACAUAAAAUCAUUAUUCAACUACGCCAAUACAAAAUUACGUGGCCGUGUCUUCGGUUAUAUUGUCCUUCAGGGCAAUUCUAUUGUGGCCAAAAGGAAUUUGCACGAUAUUGAUACAAUGGAAAUCACUAGCCGCACCCAAGUCGAUGAUUUGUUAAAGCGAAAGCAAACAGAAGAACCUAAAAUUGAAGUACCAAACUAAGCAAGCUUUUAUUUUAAAGAAGCCAAAGCAAACAGAUGAACCUGUAUUGGCUUGAUAACCAAGCUAUCAUAGAAAACAUGUUAUUUCUUUGUUUCUAAUAAAAAAGAAAAAAAUAAGCCCCCCAGGGCUUGACUCCAAA
This is a messenger RNA of Stomoxys calcitrans (stable fly), 1699 nucleotides long. RefSeq names its product E3 ubiquitin-protein ligase TRAIP. NCBI's taxonomy places the organism in Eukaryota, Metazoa, Arthropoda, Insecta, Diptera, Muscidae. Bases 121 to 1560 code for a protein of 479 amino acids. The transcript has 2 exons. The record is from RefSeq and is a predicted model, not a curated record.